This is a messenger RNA of Helobdella robusta, 966 nucleotides long. RefSeq lists its product as hypothetical. Gene Ontology annotation, biological process: cell-cell junction organization; cell-cell adhesion; positive regulation of substrate adhesion-dependent cell spreading. The coding region runs from base 1 to 966 and encodes 321 amino acids. The record is from RefSeq and is a predicted model, not a curated record. Gene Ontology annotation, cellular component: focal adhesion; cell-cell junction; cytoplasm. Lineage: Eukaryota; Metazoa; Annelida; Clitellata; Rhynchobdellida; Glossiphoniidae. The transcript has 12 exons.
AUGUCUCUAAGAGUGUGUGCCAGAUGCCAUGAAGACUUUGACAAAGAAGAAGAGAUUGUGAAUUCUAACGGUCAAAUUUGGCAUAAAAAAUGUUUUGUUUGUGCACAAUGUUUCCAGCAAUUUCCUGAUGGCAUAUUUUUUGAGUUUGAAGGGCGAAAAUAUUGUGAACACGAUUUCAAUAUUCUCUUUGCGCCAUGUUGUGGUUCUUGCGAAAAUUUUAUUAUUGGUCGAGUAAUAAAAGCAAUGAAUCUCAACUGGCACCCAAAUUGUUUUGUCUGCCAAAUAUGUUCAGUGCCCCUUGCUGAUACUGGAUUUGUUAAAAAUGGUAAAAGACCAUUAUGCAGAGAAUGCAACAAUAAAGAAAAGGUUCUUGGUACAGGAAAGUUUGUUUGCCAUAAGUGCCAUUCGAUAAUAGAAGAGAAACACAUAAAAUUUAGAGGAGAGUCAUAUCAUCCAUAUCAUUUCAACUGUCACAGCUGCAGCAUUGAACUCAAUGAAGAAGCUCGAGAAAUAAACAAUGAACUUUAUUGUCUGAGAUGUCAUGAUAAGAUGGGCAUACCAAUUUGUGGUGCCUGCAGGCGUCCAAUUGAGGAAAGAAUUGUCAAUGCUUUGGGAAAGUCAUGGCAUGUUGAACAUUUUGUUUGUGCAAAAUGUGAAAAACCAUUUCUUGGAACUAGACAUUAUGAGAAGAAGGGCUUAGCCUAUUGUGAAACUCAUUACCACCAACUAUUCGGAAAUAUCUGUUUCGUCUGCAACUGCGUUAUCGCCGGCGACGUUUUUACUGCUCUGUCGAAAGCCUGGUGUGUUGAUCAUUUCACCUGCUCUGUUUGUGAUAAGAAAAUGAGCCAAAAGACAAAGUUUUUUGAAAUGGAUUUAAAACCUGUGUGCAAGUUGUGCUACGAGAAGUUCCCAGGUGAGCUGAAGAAGAGAUUGAAGAAGGCAUACGACUUUCAACCGAAGAAAUAA